Spodoptera exigua (beet armyworm) is the source of this 1050-nucleotide messenger RNA. NCBI's taxonomy places the organism in Eukaryota, Metazoa, Arthropoda, Insecta, Lepidoptera, Noctuidae. The record is from the annotation of a GenBank genome assembly.
AUGUUCAGCCGGGGUUACGGGUUAAGAGUCACCACGGCCUCGGCCCAGAGCAGGAGAAGGAACGGGGGUUUUUUAGUCAAACACUACCACAUUUUCGUGGGAGAUCUCAGUCCUGAAAUCGAGACACAGAGCCUCCGAGAUGCCUUCGCACCUUUUGGAGAAAUUUCUGAUUGCCGUGUUGUCCGCGACCCACAGACUCUGAAGUCCAAAGGAUAUGGCUUCGUUUCGUUUUUGAAAAAAUCGGAGGCUGAAUCGGCCAUAACAUCGAUGAAUGGACAGUGGCUCGGCUCCCGAUCGAUCAGGACCAAUUGGGCUACACGCAAACCGCCAGCACCAAAGAACGAAAUAAAUUCAAAACCCCUGACAUUCGAUGAGGUCUACAACCAGAGCUCACCAACUAACUGCACGGUCUACUGUGGAGGCCUGACUACAGGCCUUACCGAAGAACUGAUGCAGAAGACCUUCCAGCCAUUUGGAACCAUCCAGGAGAUCCGUGUCUUCAAGGACAAGGGAUACGCUUUUAUACGAUUUUCGACCAAGGAGAGUGCAACGCAUGCUAUCGUUGCUGUCCACAAUACCGAUGUUAAUGGACAGCCAGUCAAGUGCUCAUGGGGCAAAGAGUCAGGGGAUCCCAACAACGCCCAAGCUCAAGGACAGAUCCCCACAGCCUAUAGUCCAUUCGGCGCGACCUACACAGGUGGGGUUCCUCCAACCUCAUAUUGGUACAACACCUACCCACAACAGCUUGGGGGAUUCCUCCAAGGCGUACAAGGCGUACAGGGGUACACUUAUGCUGGACAGGCCUUCGCGGGAUACCAGCAGCAGUAUAUGGGCAAGGAGUACAACCAAUGGGCUAAUGCGAAUGCCUGUUCCAGUAUGGGUGGUGUUCAGCUACCCUGGGCUCUUGGGGCGGGUGUGGGCGGCGUGGGGUCCGUCGGUGGGGUCGCAGCUAUGUCCCAGCCCCCUCAGGUCUUGCAUUACCCCGUGCAACACUUUCAAGUUCAACCGAUCGGUGAAGACGAAUGGCUUGCUCCAAGCCUCCUUGUGUGA